ACAUAAGCCUGUUAAUCCUAAUACAAUUAAAGAGGCAGAUUAUUUACUAAAAAUAUUUGUGAGUAAUAUGCAAAAAAAGGUCAAGGAAUUGGUGUGUGUACAAAUGUUAUUCAUUGUCACACUUGGCCCAAGAUGCACAAAUGUUUCAAUGUCACCUAGGCAGCAUGUCUGCUUACCCAUAUGAGAAUAUGAUGCGGUUAUUUAGAAAGUUUGGAUCCAGAAGUGGCAAGCAUGUUGGGCAGCAAAUAGUGCGUUGGUUACUGGCAAUGAAGAUGUAUAGACAGCCCACACAACUUAAUGGCUGGGAACUUGAUGAUGACAACCUCUCCUACCAAGUGGAGCUACGAAGAGUACACGAAAAUGGAAACAACAGACUUACCUCCACUCUUUGUGAAACAUUAUGAUUCCAAGAAACAAGUUGUGGAGUGUGAAAUUUUUGCACUCUCCUUAAAGUACCUGGAAAACAUUGUACGCUUGCCCAUGUAUGAUGAGAAACCAACAGAAACACAGCAGGCAUGCUUUGGAGUCAUAAAAAAGUUUUAUCAAAAUGAAGUGACUGGGGAAUUGAUGAUUGAGUAUAGUCCCAUUACCACCAGGAAUGAGAUAGUCCCAUUACCACAAGGAAGGCGGUAUGUUUAA
Molecule: messenger RNA, 639 nt
Organism: Notodromas monacha
Lineage: Eukaryota; Metazoa; Arthropoda; Ostracoda; Podocopida; Cyprididae
Source: the annotation of a GenBank genome assembly